Messenger RNA from Telopea speciosissima, 3017 nucleotides. Its product is annotated as 4-alpha-glucanotransferase DPE2. Bases 124 to 2958 code for a protein of 944 amino acids. The record is from RefSeq and is a predicted model, not a curated record. Gene Ontology annotation, molecular function: starch binding; 4-alpha-glucanotransferase activity. Gene Ontology annotation, biological process: carbohydrate metabolic process. Lineage: Eukaryota; Viridiplantae; Streptophyta; Magnoliopsida; Proteales; Proteaceae. The transcript has 23 exons.
GUUGCAGUUGCAAUUGGUUUGGUACCUUCACUUUAGAUUCCGCUUCAAAAUUUUGAUCUAAUUUCAGUUGGAUUUUGCCAGAUUUGAUAGUUUUCAUCUGGGUGUAGUUCAUUUUCUGCAAAAAUGGUGAAUCUGGGUGUGUUGUCGGGGAAGAAGUCCUUUAAAACGGUGAAUUUGAGCUUCAGAUUACCUUACUACACUCAAUGGGGUCAGAGCUUGCUAGUCUGCGGCUCCGAACCUGUGCUUGGUUCAUGGAAUGUGAAGAAGGGUCUGCUUUUGAGCCCUUUUCAAGAAGGUGGGGAGCUCAUAUGGAGCGGAAGAAUAGGGGUUCCAAGCGGGUUCGGAUGUGAGUACAGUUAUUAUUUGGUGGACGAUAAUAGAAAUGUUCUGAGAUGCGAGGAUGGAAAGAAACGCCCAUUGAAACUUCCUGAAGGGAUUGACGGUGGAGAGGUGGUGGAGCUUCGUGAUCUCUGGCAGCCUGCUUCAGAAACUCUCUUUUUCAGAAGUGCUUUCAAGAAUGUCAUAUUUCAAGAUAGUUGGGAUUUGGAUUCAGAAACACUCCUUUUACCCUUCCAGAAGAACCUUGAACCAGGAGAUUCUGUUCUCGUUCAUUUUAAAAUUAGCUGCCCAAAGAUAGAAAAAGGCACAUCAGUUUAUGUGAUAGGUAGCUCCCCCCGGUUAGGACAGUGGAAAAUUAAAGAUGGACUUAAACUUUGCUAUGCUGGUGAAUCGUUUUGGCAAGCGGAUUGUGAGAUACAGAAGGAUGAAUUCCCAAUAAAAUAUAGGUACUGUCAAAAUAGCCAGACAGGAAAUACUUCACUGGAAAUGGGUUCAAAUCGGGAGCUCUCUGUUGGCUCAAAAAUUCCACCAAGAUACAUUUGCCUAUCUGAUGGUGUCUUUCGGGAAAUGCCAUGGAGGGGUGCUGGCGUUGCAAUUCCAAUGUUUUCUGUCAGGUCAGAAGAUGAUCUUGGAGUUGGAGAAUUUCUUGACUUGAAGUUGCUUGUUGACUGGGCAGUUGAGUCAGGGUUCCAUUUGGUUCAACUUUUGCCAAUCAAUGAUACAUCUGUGCAUGGAAUGUGGUGGGACUCAUAUCCUUACAGUUCUCUCUCUGUAUUUGCCUUGCAUCCAUUAUAUCUGAGAGUACAGGCGCUUUCAGAAAAUGUACCUGGGGAUAUUAAGAAAGAGAUCUUGAAGGCAAAAGAACAGCUUGAUGGAAAGGAUGUUGAUUAUGAAGCAACCAUGGCUACUAAACUUUCAAUAGCCAAGAAGAUAUUCACCUUAGAGAAGGACUCUGUACUUACUUCCAGUUCCUUUGAGAAAUUUUUCUCUGAGAAUGAAGACUGGUUAAAACCUUAUGCGGCUUUUUGUUUCUUGCGUGACUUCUUUGAAACAUCAGAUCACAGUCAAUGGGGUCGUUUUUCUCAGUAUUCAAAAGAAAAGCUGGAGAAGAUUGUUUCAAAGGAUAGUGUGCACUAUGACAUUAUCUGCUUCCAUUAUUACAUUCAGUUCCAUUUACAUCAGCAAUUGUCAGAAUCAGCAGAAUAUGCUAGAAAGAAAAGAGUGAUCUUGAAGGGAGAUUUGCCCAUUGGUGUGGACAGGCAUAGUGUUGAUACAUGGGUUUAUCCAAAUUUGUUUCGCAUGAACACAUCUACUGGAGCACCUCCAGACUAUUUUGACAAAAGUGGACAAAAUUGGGGUUUCCCCACUUACAAUUGGGAGGAAAUGUCAAAAGACAACUAUGCUUGGUGGCGUGCUCGUUUGACCCAGAUGGCUAAAUACUUCACAGCAUACAGAAUAGAUCAUAUCUUGGGUUUCUUCCGAAUCUGGGAGCUUCCAGAGCAUGCACUCACAGGACUUGUUGGAAAAUUUCGACCAUCUAUCCCUCUAAGUCAGGAAGAGCUUGAGAAAGAGGGCAUAUGGGACUUUGAUCGCUUGAGCCGUCCCUAUAUCCAUCAACAAAUUUUACAGGAUAAGUUUGGAGCUUCUUGGAUGACUUUUGCUUCAAUCUUUCUGAAUGAGUAUCAGAAGAAUGGCUAUGAGUUCAAGGAGGACUGCAACACAGAGAAAAAGAUUGCUUCAAAACUUAGAUCACAUGCUGAAAGGUCCUUGUGGUCGGAGGGAGAAGAUAAAAUACGACGUGAUCUCUUUGAUCUUCUGCAGAACAUUGUUCUAAUCAGAGACCCAGAAGAUUCAAGGAAAUUUUAUCCUCGUUUUAAUCUUGAAGAUACUUCAAGUUUUAAAGAUCUAGAUGAUCACAGUAAAAAUGUAUUGAAAAGAUUAUACUAUGAUUACUAUUUCUAUCGGCAAGAAACUCUCUGGAGCCAAAAUGCACGGAAGACUCUGCCUGUCCUUUUGAACUCGUCGGAUAUGUUGGCCUGUGGUGAAGAUCUUGGUUUAAUUCCUUCUUGUGUACAUCCUGUUAUGCAAGAAUUGGGGUUAAUAGGUCUUCGGAUUCAACGUAUGCCAAGUGAACCUGGUCUGGAGUUUGGUAUUCCUUCUCAAUACAGUUCUAUGACGGUAUGUGCUCCAUCAUGCCAUGACUGCUCCACACUGCGUGCUUGGUGGGAAGAAGAUGAGGAAAGAAGACGUCGAUUUUAUAAGACUGUUGUGGGGUCUGAUGAUGUUCCACCUAGUCAAUGUGUUCCUGAUGUUGCACACUUCAUCCUUCGACAGCAUGUUGAAGCUCCAUCAAUGUGGGCAAUUUUACCUCUCCAGGACUUGUUAGCACUGAAAGAAGAAUACACGACACGACCUGCACCAGAGGAAACAAUUAAUGAUCCUACAAAUCCCAAACAUUACUGGAGAUAUCGUGUGCAUGUGAAUUUGGAAUCCUUGCUGAAAGAUAAGGAGCUUGAACAGAUCAUAUCGGAUCUUGUGCAUGGUAGUGGGAGAUCACAUCCUUCUAUUGGACGAGCUGAGGGUUCAAAGAAGCAGCAGGUCACUAAUGGGCAAGUGUAGCAGCAGCCCAGUUAAAUAGAAUUCCACGGAAGAAGACUUAAUGCUGUAAGCUCCGAGAA